AUGGUACACAUGACAGGCUGGCCGAAAGGUUCGGCCGAGAAGUUCCUCCAUUCUACACCCGUUGCUAAAACAAUAACGCUAUAUCCUUUGAAAAGUUACAGUUUUGGCACCAAAGAACCCAAUUAUGAACGAGAUCGUAGUGUUCCUGCUCGAUUUCAACGGUUACAAGAGGAUUUUGAGAAGUAUGGUAUGCGUCGGUCGGUUGAAGGAAUCUUACUUGUACAUGAACACAACCUACCUCAUGUCCUAUUACUUCAACUCGGUACGUUUUUCAAACUCCCUGGAGGUGAACUGCAUCCAGGUGAAGAAGAAAUCGAAGGACUGAAGCGAUUAUUAUCUGAGAUGUUGGGCCGGACGGAUGGUAUCCCAGUUGACUGGAUUCCAGAAGACUGUAUCGGUAAUUGGUGGCGACCGAAUUUUGAACCACCUCGCUAUCCAUAUAUUCCUGCUCAUGUAACUAAACCUAAAGAACAAACACGUUUAUUUCUAAUUCAACUUCCUGAGAAAACAUUGUUUGCUGUACCAUCAAAUUAUAAAUUAGUAGCAGCUCCGUUAUUCGAACUUUUUGACAAUGCCCGAGCCUAUGGUCCAAUUAUUUCUUCCUUACCUCAAGUAUUAAGUCGUUUCAACUUUGCAUACAACGAUUGA
Schistosoma margrebowiei is the source of this 648-nucleotide messenger RNA. Lineage: Eukaryota; Metazoa; Platyhelminthes; Trematoda; Strigeidida; Schistosomatidae. The record is from the annotation of a GenBank genome assembly.